Messenger RNA from Coregonus clupeaformis (lake whitefish), 2865 nucleotides. It is a transcript of the gene samd4a, whose product is annotated as sterile alpha motif domain containing 4A. The record is from RefSeq and is a predicted model, not a curated record. Lineage: Eukaryota; Metazoa; Chordata; Actinopteri; Salmoniformes; Salmonidae. Gene Ontology annotation, molecular function: protein binding; translation repressor activity; mRNA binding. The coding region runs from base 557 to 2797 and encodes 746 amino acids. The transcript has 13 exons. Gene Ontology annotation, cellular component: P-body. Gene Ontology annotation, biological process: regulation of mRNA stability; negative regulation of translation; nuclear-transcribed mRNA poly(A) tail shortening.
UAGGCUAACUGUAGGAAGAAAAGUUAGUCAAGAUGGCAAAACACACAGAUGCAGUGUGAAGGGGCACCGCUCCCCACAAUUGUAAACUUUGUUGCGCCCGGUCCUGCGACCAACACCACGGAUGCAGUUGUGCCUAGAAAUCUAAGGGGGAUCCCUGUGGAAAAUGCCAACAAGGGUAACGCUGGUGUGACAGCGCAGAGUGCAGGAGGAAAGCCGACUCUCCUGUCUGAAUGUUAACACCCCUUGGUGCAGAUGCACCUAGGAGAGCACCUUGCCACCGCUCCCCUCAAGCUGAAGCUACACCUGCAAUUCUAAAAGCCUGGAUGAUUCUACGCCACUUGAACUGAGUACAACAGCUCAAACCCCUCAUGCUAAAAGUACAUAUUGCUGUGCCACUAUACAUCAACAACAGAAACUGGCAAAAAGAAGAGCACAUCCAACACAAGCUUUGACCAAAGUUGAACCACUAGAGCACCAAGUUAAUUCAAUUGACUCGCGACACCAGGGGGGUCACUAACUGGUUUCCCUGUUCUGCCUGGUGCCUGUGCCGUAGACCAUGAUGUUUCGCGACCAGGUGGGCAUCCUGGGCAGCUGGUUUAAGGGGUGGAACGAGUGUGAGCAGACGGUGGCUCUGCUGUCGCUGCUGAAGCGGGUGUCGCAGACCCAGGCCCGUUUCCUGCAGCUGUGUCUGGAGCACAGCCUGGCCGAUUGCACCGAGCUCCACGUGUUGGAGGGAGAGGCCAAUAACCCAGUGAUGAUCAGCCAGUGGCAGGGCGAGCCCAAGGAGCGCGUCAUCUCCCUGGUCCUCACCCACCUGCCCCUGCUCAAGCCGGGCAACGUCGAAGCCAAGGGCGAGUACAUGCGCCUCCUCCCCCGCAUCCUGGCACACACCAUCGAGCACGGCCGCCAUCUGGAAGAGUCGCGUCAGCUCCUCUCCUACGCCCUCAUCCACCCGGCCACCUCGCUGGACGACCGCGCCGCUCUCGCCCUCUGGCUCAAUCACCUGGAGGAGCGCGCCGCCGCCCGGGGCGACUCGUUGGAACGGCCGCCCCCCUCCCCGGCCUCGCACCACCAGACGCCCCCCUCGACGCUCUCCUCGUCGGGUUCCAGUUUGGGAUCUUCUGGGGGCCACCUGAGUCACCUGUAUCACCACCAGCGCUACGGUUCAGACGAUCGGCUCAACGGCUGGCAGGGGUCGAGGGACUCUGGGUUGGGCAGCGGAUGGCAGGGGCAGGGAGGGUGUGAGAAUGGUGGGCACCUGGCUCUCUACCCGUCCUCGUCGGUACCCGGGAGCAUCAACACGGUGGGCACGGGCGGCAGCAGCAACACCAUCCUGUCUGGCGGUGGCGGCGGGCAGCACAGUCCCCUGAAGCGUUCGGUGUCCCUCACCCCCCCGAUGAGUGAGGGCUCCUUGGCCGGUUCCUCCUCCUUGGGCCUGGGUUUGGGUCACGGCUGGCUCUCCCAGGAGGACCUGCGCGGGCCCCGGGGAGGAGGAGGGCUGGGGCUGGCCCCCACCGACCCCCACCACGCACCCCUCUCCCCCCAAAGCAGCGUAGCGUCGUCAGGCAGCGGCGGCAGCGAGCACCUGGAGGACGCAGGUCUAGGAGGAGGAGGUUGCUGUGGAGGAGGCUUGCACCGCAGCAGAACAUUUCACAAGGAGGGCAGCGGCAUGAGGGAUGUGCCGGCCUGGCUGAAAAGCCUCCGUCUCCACAAGUAUGCGGCUCUCUUCUCCACCAUGACGUACGACGAGAUGAUGUCACUGACCGAACAGCAGCUGGAAUCACAGAAUGUCACCAAAGGGGCGCGCCACAAGAUAGUCAUCAGCAUCCAGAAACUGAAGGAGCGCCAGAACAUGCUGCGCUGCCUAGAGAAGGACGUGUUGGAAGGGAGUAACCUGCGCGCCCCUCUCGCCGAGCUCCACCAGAUGAUCCUGACGCCCAUCAAGGCGGUGGCCAGCGAUGAGUCGUCCCCCUCCUCGCCCGCGCAGCGACCCCUGUUGAGCCCUGAGGGGAAGAGCAGCGCCGCCCCGGGCUCUCACCUGGCCCCCGGAGGAGGGGAAGGGGAAACUGGAACCACCGUCAUCGCGGAGGGGGACAUCCCCGGCCAGUUCACCCGCGUCAUGGGCAAAGUUUGCACACAGCUCCUGGUGUCCAGGCCAGAUGAAGAGAACAUCAGCUCCUAUAUGCAGCUCAUUGACAAGUGCCUUCUGCACGAGGCGUUCACUGAGACACAGAAGAAGCGGCUGUUGUCAUGGAAACAGCAGGUGCAGAAGCUGUUCCGCUCGUUCCCCAGGAAGACCCUCCUGGACAUGGCGGGCUACCGGGCGCAGAGGAGCAGCAGCAGUAGCCGGGGCUUCGGCCAGUCCAACUCUCUCCCCACGGCGGGCUGCGUGGGGGGCAGCAGUAGCGUGUCGGCCCGCCGGAGCCUGCGCCAGUUCCAGAUGCCCUCACGGAGCCUGCCCGGCGCCAGGCUUGGCCUGCUGGGCACCGCUGGCCUCCUGGGACCCACGCCACGCAGCGCCAGCAGCACCCCGACCGGUCUCAAGCAGGGACGACAGGGUUUAUGGUUUGCCAACCCCGGGGGCAGUAAUAGCAUGCCCAGCCGGACCCACAGCUCAGUGCAGAGGACCCGCUCCCUGCCUGUCCACACCACGCCACACACCAUGGUCAUGUUUCAGCAGUCUGAUCUCCAAGUGCCGGUGACGGAACCAGACAUCAACAACCGGCUGGAGUCUCUGUGCUUGAGUAUGACAGAGCAUGCCCUGGGAGAUGGAGUCGACCGCACAUCCACCAUCUGAGAGUAGGACCUGAAGGAGACCCGGGGACAAAGAGCUGGAACAAAAAUGCUCGCCGUGUCUUUCCUACC